UCGUGGCUCAUUUAGCCGCUGUCAAGGCGCUUCAUAUGGCUGCCGCUUUAACUAACUUCUCAACUCCGACAGGGAAAGUGGCUCAAAUGCGCCUUCUGUCAGCGUGGAUGUGAACCAACAACCGGAGAGGAGAUAAAGCAUCCACGGGGAGAACAUUUCUCUGACACUCUAUGUAUUGGAUUAUUAAUUAAGUUUGCAUUUCAUUAUUUUUGUGGUGUAGGAUUGUCGUUCCCUCGUGUGCACCUGCUCUGCCGGACUCGCGCGCCGACUGAACCAGACUUUGUUUCAUCUGUUGGUUGAAAGUUUGAAAACCAGGUGAAUGUAUAGCAUGAUGAUGGAGACGGACCUCCAGUCCCCUGGACCCCAAACGAACACACAUUUGGGGCAAACGGGGCCGAACAGUGGGUCCAAAGCGAAUCAGGACCGGGUGAAGCGUCCGAUGAACGCGUUCAUGGUGUGGUCCCGUGGGCAGCGGAGAAAGAUGGCCCAGGAAAACCCCAAGAUGCACAACUCUGAGAUCAGCAAGCGGCUGGGAGCCGAAUGGAAGGUCAUGUCCGAGGCGGAGAAGAGACCCUUCAUCGACGAGGCGAAGCGGUUACGAGCAAUGCACAUGAAGGAACACCCGGAUUACAAGUACAGACCGAGACGGAAGACCAAGACGCUGCUGAAAAAGGACAAAUACUCUCUGGCCGGUGGCCUGCUCUCUGGGGCCGGUGGCGGUGGAAUGGGUCUGGGUGUCGGGAUGGGUUCAUCCGGCGUCGGCCAGAGGUUAGAGAGCACCGGGGGCCACGGGGGCUCCACCAGCUCAGGCUACGCUCACAUGAAUGGCUGGGCGAACGGUGCGUACUCGGGGCAGAUGGCUGCAGCUGCUGCGGCGGCGGCGAUGAUGCAAGAGGCGCAGCUAGCUUACAGCCAGCACCCGGGCAGCGGGCAUCACCACCACUCACACCACCACCACCACCCACACAACCCCCAGCCCAUGCACCGCUACGACAUGUCGGCACUCCAGUACAGCCCCAUCUCGAACUCUGAGGGCUACAUGAGCGCAUCUCCGUCCGGCUAUGGCGGGAUCACCUACACGCAGCACCAGAGCUCUGGCGUCUCCUCCUCGGCUGCCAUGGGCACGUUAGGGUCGCUGGUGAAGUCAGAGCCGAGCGUAAGCCCUCCCGUUAGCACUCACUCCAGGGGCCCUUGCCCCGGAGACUUGAGAGAGAUGAUAAGCAUGUAUUUACCGACCGGAGAGCCCGGGGACCCGUCGGUGCAAAGUAGACUCCACGCAUUGCCGCAGCAUUACCAGAGUGCGACGGCUGGGGUGAACGGAACGGUUCCAUUAACGCAUAUAUAGAUUAUUUAUAUGACUAUGGAAACUGCAGCCAGAAUACAAAAACCCAUAACCAAAUAUUUACUUAUUUUUUAAAUGAUCACUGAACUACCUGCAUUUUGUUCAGAAUGUUUAUGGUGUUCUUGUAAAUUAAAAGUAAAUUAGCCUAUCCUUUUCCCAUUUUGGAGUAUACACUCUCUUACGAACAGGAUAUGAGUUCAGAUACUGGUUGUUGUGUUAUCAUUUUGUAAUUUUUUAUUAACCACACUUGUGGUUGAGGGCGAUGCCAACCAAAUUAAUGAACACAUUUGCUUAACUAUAAUCGAAUUAUUUUUGGUUCACUGUAAGUUAUUGAAAAAUAAGAACAUGUUUUCCAUAAUCAUGAAAGGUGGUUUUAAAGAUUGAUAUUUUCCCCAUUUAAAUAUUCCCCAAGAGAUUGUAAACAUUUCCGUUUACACUGUCUAUUCAUGAUCAUAAUUAUCUCCUCUUAUUGUAAUAACUAUUGUAAAUUGUGAAUAAUUUGAAUAUUUUAAAAGACUGACGCGCAACUGCUAUUGUAUAAUUUACGAAAUGCAUUUCUGCUAGAGAGAGGAUCUGAUAUUGGGCUGAAUUACAUUUUAAAUAAAUUUCACACAUAUGUUGCUCUGAUUCUACAAAAAAAGUGUUAGCUUGAUUAUUGUUCACUAUCUUCAGUUGCAAAUGGUAAUGAGUUAUAUAUUGAAGGCCAAGAAACUUUGAGUCCGACGUAAAGCUACCUAUACAGCUAAUAUUUUUUUUAAAUGGGAGACACUCUCCCAUUUAAAAAAAUGGGAAACCCGUAACAUGAAACAAAUAGUUACAAUGCGUAAUAUUUWAUAUAAGUAAACUUGUUUUUUGGCCAUUGGAUUAAGAGAGGCAUGUCCCAUGGUACACCCAAACUAUUCUCAGGGUUUACCCUUAUGGGUUUGUAAUCAUUUCUGUAAAGAUAACGUUACUAGCAAGUUGUCACAAUAGAACAGGGUCCACAUAUUUCAGAGAGAAGCACACUAUUCACAUUAGUCCUUCAGAAUAUAGCCUACAUUUCGGAUAUAUGCGUGCAUCGUCUCACUUGGAAUAUAUUUUUAUAAUUAAUUAUGCUCUUUUUGUUCUUGAUUCGAUUUAAAAAGUUUUAUUUUUAGUCUUUUCAUGGUUUUUCUUUCCCAUGAUAAUUUGAACGCAAUUAGGCUACAUGCAUUAGGCCUAUGGUUUGUUUUAUUUUGAUUACUGACAAACUUAGACUAGACCUGUUCCGCAGGUAUUGGUUAUACAAUAGACCUAUAGCACUUAAUAACUUGAUUUUAUGUUGUUAUAAUGUACAAUAGAUUAUUCAAAUAGCAUAAUAUMAUAUAUUUCUGUAGUAACUUGGCAAAAAAUACAUUAAUAUAUCCUAUAGCCCAUAGAAAACAAGAGCAAAGCUAUCUCGAGUUGGGUGACUUUUGUGGCUUUUUGAAAGACAUAUUUUUCUUGCAAGCGCUGAAGGGAUGAACCAUGCAGGCCUAUUUGGACAAUAACGCUAUGAUUGCAAAUGGCGAUCACCAAAUGCAACUAGUAAAUGUUGAACGAUUAUUCAGGCUCACUCAAAUAUCCUAGGCUAUAUUUUAUCACAAAAAUUAUGUUUUUAAACCUAAUAAAUGUGUAGGAGGUUUUGACGUUUUUGUUAUUGGCGAAUUUAGGCCUACCCGUUUUAUUGUUGUCAUGAACAGUAUAAUAGGCGUACUGCUUUUCAGUAAGUUAGCCUAAUAUUAUUUUACUUCAUAGCAUAUUGUCCUAAAUUAUUCCACUUAAAUUAUUAUAGACUUAUUAUAAUUCAGAUAAGGAGUUGUAUAAACCAGAAUUAGGUUGUAUACAUAUAUAGCAAGCUUCAUUUGAUUACUUUAGAAUAGUUUAGUAUUGAAUUGACCUCAUCUCACAUUUUACUUGUGACUGACUAUCUCCCAGUAUUGAAUACAUCGACUACACUGUGAGUAGAUAAUCCUGAUAAGUAUGAGCUGAAGGCUUUUUAAUGGUCUAUUUGGGAGAAAAGUGGAAACUUUUCUGUUUUCUUGUUAUGUGAGUAGGGGUCAAAGUUCAGGCUGUUUCCUUGAUCCCUUAACAAAGCCUGUACCCCUGAAUAGGAAGCAGUAUGGAUACAAAGAAACCACAUUAGUCAGUGAUUGACACACUCUGCAUCCCUGCCAUAGGCCUACUACAGCAAGUAUACUUAUGAAGGCUGCAAUGCCAGAACAAUGUGCCUGAUUCACAAUAUAGGGACAAUUCAGUACAGCUCGACUUGGUUCGCUUGACUUGGCUCGGUUUGGCCCUAUAGUGUGUAACAGGCACUUGGAUUUUAAUGAUCAAGAACCACUUUUCUAUUGAACUUAGAUUUCCCCCCAAUAAUGGUUGAAUACAUUUUGCACUUUCAGGGAAUAGAUUCCGGGUGGCAGUAUCAUCCAAGUAGAUAAAGUUCUUUAUUUAAGCCAUGGUUGUAUUACAGACGACAUAGUACCUUCAACUCAUUUGAUCGUAUUACCACUGUGUGUAUUGGAUUGAUUUAAAGUUUGACCCUUUGGAGAUUCUGAGAUGAUGGUUAGUGUGUAUGGGAUGUUAUAUUCCUUUCCUCUGUGCCAUGAUGAAUGGAGACUAGAUGAAAUCACCGUGCUGGAGACGGAGAUCUAAAAUGUGUUGAAGAGGGUGAUAAGUGUGUAUGACUCGUUUUGAAUCAGAGCAGAUCAUCUGUAGACAUUAGGAAACAAGGAAGGGUGAGCUGUUCACUAGGUGUUUCAAGUUGAAGUGUUUUAAUACCCACAUGGCAGUCAUAGACACUGAAGCACAAAGGCAUGGCUAACAUGAUGAAAUAAACAAUUACACACAAUUUA
Messenger RNA from Salvelinus sp. IW2-2015, 4194 nucleotides. It is a transcript of the gene sox1a, whose product is annotated as SRY-box transcription factor 1a. Bases 320 to 1345 code for a protein of 341 amino acids. Lineage: Eukaryota; Metazoa; Chordata; Actinopteri; Salmoniformes; Salmonidae. The record is from RefSeq and is a predicted model, not a curated record. The transcript has a single exon. Gene Ontology annotation, molecular function: DNA-binding transcription factor activity, RNA polymerase II-specific; RNA polymerase II cis-regulatory region sequence-specific DNA binding. Gene Ontology annotation, biological process: anatomical structure morphogenesis; cell differentiation; positive regulation of transcription by RNA polymerase II.